AUGUCAGUUCCCCGAUACUUUACAUUGAAUAAUGGAGAAAAAAUCCCAUCUAUUGGUUUUGGGACUUUUGCUCCCGCAAAUGUUGUAGGGGAUGCUGUAUGUCAUGCAAUUGAAAUUGGAUUUCGACAUAUUGACUGCGCAAUGCUUUAUGAAAACGAAAAAGAGAUUGGCGCUGCAAUAGCAAAAAGCAUGAAGUUGCGAGGACUUGAUCGUGGUGACAUAUUUGUUACCUCUAAGGUAUGCACACGAUGUGUCCAAAGACUUUCAUUGAAGCAUCUCGGACUAAAAUACCUUGACCUCUACCUCAUUCACUUACCUACAGCUUUUCACACUAAAAACAUGGAAAGUAAUUUGCAGCAGCGGGCUAUGGAAGGACUAGUUGCUGCUGGUUUAGUCAAGUCGAUUGGUGUGUCCAACUUCAACGGGAAGCAAGUGGAUCGAAUAUUGGCAGUCUGUUCAAUCAAGCCAGUAGUAAAUCAGAUUGAGGUCUCUGUCAACUGCAUGAACAGGAAGUUGAUUGAACAUUGUCAGUCGAAGAAUAUUCAGGUGGAAGCGUAUGCCCCAAUCGGAUCUCCUGGUAUACCUUCACUGUUGGAAGAGCCUUUUGUCAAGAAAAUCGCAACCGCCCACAAGAAAACGCCAGCACAGGUGCUACUCCGUCAUGCGUUGCAGCGUAACCUCGUGGUUUUAUGCAAGAGCGUGACACCUUCGCGCAUCGAAUCGAAUUUCGACGUAAGUCCCGGCUUCUUCUACCAUAUCUACUAG
Mesocestoides corti is the source of this 765-nucleotide messenger RNA. NCBI's taxonomy places the organism in Eukaryota, Metazoa, Platyhelminthes, Cestoda, Cyclophyllidea, Mesocestoididae. The record is from the annotation of a GenBank genome assembly.